Messenger RNA from Patella vulgata (common limpet), 1576 nucleotides. Its product is annotated as tripartite motif-containing protein 2. Bases 155 to 1330 code for a protein of 391 amino acids. The transcript is spliced from 4 exons. The record is from RefSeq and is a predicted model, not a curated record. Gene Ontology annotation, molecular function: protein binding; translation repressor activity; ubiquitin protein ligase activity. NCBI's taxonomy places the organism in Eukaryota, Metazoa, Mollusca, Gastropoda, Patellidae. Gene Ontology annotation, biological process: proteasome-mediated ubiquitin-dependent protein catabolic process; negative regulation of translation; protein polyubiquitination.
CAUUAACAACGCAAAUAACAGGUUACAGCGAUAAACACAUACACCAAAGAUUAUCUACCGUGACCUAUUUCCAUAUUGACAAUUAAACACUAAAUAUGGCGAUAAUCUGAAACUAUUCAAUAUUGUCAAAUAAGGUCUGUGGUAUAACAUAGAGAUGGUUGACUUUCAAUCCCGGUAUAAGAUAUUCAGCUAUGGUUAUGUAGCUCCCUGCCCACGACCUGGUAAACCAUCAGCUAGACAAGUCAAACAUGAAGCCAACAGGUUGCUGGCAGGAUCAUACGGUGACAGACCAGUUCACGAUUGUCGUUUACCUUCCAUGAUAGAAUAUAACGAUCCUCAUGAGUGGGAAGCACAGUUACUGUUUCAUGGUUUACAGCAAACAUUUCAUGAUGUAGAGGCCUUACAUUCUAAAUUAACCAUACAAGCACCUUGUUCUAAACGAGAACCCGACAAGUUGCUGUUUCAAAUAGGUAUUAAAGGCAAUGCAGACGGCGAUUUCCAUUUCCCACGUGACGUUAUCACAACAGACGAUGGAGACAUCAUUGUAGCCGACACCAAUAAUCACAGAAUACAGAUUCUCAAUCAGUUCGGGGUUUUUAAGAUAAAAUUUGGUAAAAAGGGAACCGGGAACGGGGAGUUCAACCAACCAACAGGCAUUGACCAACUUCCCAACGGAGGUCUAGUUGUGGCAGAUAGCAAAAAUAGACGCAUUCAAAUCUUCUCAAUUAAUGGCAAAUUUAAAACUUCCUUCACAACAAAACAUGAACCUUAUAGCGUCUGUACGGAUUCUUUCAAAAAUAUUGUGGUUGCAACUAGUAACGGAAAAGUAGAAAUUUAUGACAGGGACUUGAAACUAGUUAAGGAAUUUUUUAUACCUGGUAAGAAAUCGAAACGCUGUUUUCCUAAAAUGUGCACCAACAGUAAUGAUGAGAUUUUUAUUACGGAUUCCCAAGAAGGUUGCAUCAAGUGCGUGUCUUACAGUGGCCAACUUAAAUACCAGUUCACACCAAAAACUUUAAGUGAUGGCUUAGUCGUAAUACCAAGCGACAUAUGUUUUGAUCAGAUAGAACAACUUAUCGUAUCCGAUUCACUAAACCACACUGUAAAUGUUUACUCUAUCAAUGGGGAAUUUAUUCGUCAAGUGUUGUCACCCCCUGAUGAAGUCGGUGCUAUUUUUGCUUUGACUGUUGGUCCAGAAGGUCAUCUUGUGGUAGCCGAGUUUGCCUUGGCGUCUGACCACUGCGUAAAAAUUUUCCGCUAUAAAAAGUGUGAAUGUCACCUGAGUAGACCAUCUUCUAGUAAACGAAGAACACCAACGCCAUAUGUUUAAAGAAACAAUGUGGUUUUUUUAUUAUUUUAUUCAAGUCAGAAUUGUCAUUAAUCAGCCUUUACCCAUACCAAUUGUAAAUAUACACCUGCUAAAAGAAACGAUGUGUUGUAUACUUUAUUCAAGUUAGAAUAAGUUGUUGUUAUUAAUAAAACGUUAACCAUACCAAUUGUAAAUAUACACCUGUUAAAAGAAAUAAUGUGUUGUAUAGUUUAGAAUAAUUUGUCGUUAUUAAUAAAACGUUAACCA